AUGACUUUCAUUUAUCCAGAGGAUAAUGUAAAUUCUACAACUUUGGACAUAGUAGCCUUUGGAGAAGCGAUGACCUCUAUAAUCAAACGAUUUUCUAACUGUAGGAAACUUCAAAUUAUUAAAAAUGACGAAAUAUCGAAAGUGCUUGAAGAAAUUAAUCGACAGCGUCUUAAUUUUCGAGAUUUCGCUAGCGAAUCAGUGAAGCAAUCCAGCAAAUUGGCAAGGUUUGCUGAAGAAGUUGUAAUAUUUGCUGAAUGCUGUAAUGACGUUGGAUUUUCCAAGGAAGAUCUUUUAGGAUUAUUGAGAUUACGUCUAUCUGAUGCUAGAAAAAAUAAAGAAAAUUCUGAAAUUUUACAGUUAAAAAUUAGGCAUAUUAGAGAUGACUUGACAGAUGUCACUGAUAAGUUAGUGCAAUAUGCUACGGAUAUCAAACAGUGUCAUCGAAAUAUUGGUUCAGAUACAGGGAAAGAGCUAUCAGAGAAAGAAGCAACUCAUGAAAAAUAUAAUGCUUCAUCAAGGGCAAAUUUCGCUAUAGCCAUUAUUGGCGUCUUGACAGCUUUAGCUGCAUCGCCAUUUACUGGGGGUACAACUGCUCUGGCAGCAGUUUGUACUUCAGUA
Molecule: messenger RNA, 618 nt
Organism: Racocetra persica
Lineage: Eukaryota; Fungi; Glomeromycota; Glomeromycetes; Diversisporales; Gigasporaceae
Source: the annotation of a GenBank genome assembly